AUGGAAGAAGCUAUGAAGUCUCUUCCCGGAGAUGCUCGUACACUGUUGCAAACGCCUAGGAAAUCAAAAAUUAUUCCUAUGGAGCAUGGCCAAUAUACUCAUUUCGGUAUUCCGGAGGGCAUACGUUACAUUAUAGAAACUAGUGGAACCAUUACACGUCUACCUGAAGAAAUUCAUUUGUCCUUCAACAUAGACGGAUUACCGCUUACUAAAAGUUCGAAGAGUCAAUUAUGGCCAAUUCUGGGAUGUUUUAGACAUUUUAAAAACAAGUCACCGUUUAUCAUUGGAGCGUUUCAUGGAUAUAAAAAACCUCCAGAAGCGGAUGUAUUUUUAAAAUACUUCAUCGAGGAAGCUGAAAUGCUUGCAGAGAAUGGUUUUACUUGGACAGAUACUACUAGUAAAUUUAUAAUUGAUUGCUUUAGAUGUAAUGCUCCUGCAAGAGCAUAUAUCUGCUGCAUCAAAAGCCACGGGGGAUAUUAUGCAUGUGGCAAAUGCGAAACCAAAGACAAAUUUAUUGGUAAAGUAAUUUAUCCGGAAAUGAACGCUCCAUUACGAACAGCGGAAUCAUUUAUAACUCAAUCGCAACCAGAGCAUCAUAUUGGCAUAAGUCCCUUAUUAGACUCAAUAUCAAGCGAUGCGGUAGCGUCGCGACGCCAGCUUUCGAUUGCGACCGGUCCGAAUGAAAUCGGUUCAGUCAAUCCCGAGAUUUCGACAGCGAGUCUAUGA
Solenopsis invicta (red fire ant) is the source of this 726-nucleotide messenger RNA. RefSeq lists its product as uncharacterized. NCBI's taxonomy places the organism in Eukaryota, Metazoa, Arthropoda, Insecta, Hymenoptera, Formicidae. The coding region runs from base 1 to 726 and encodes 241 amino acids. The transcript is spliced from 2 exons. The record is from RefSeq and is a predicted model, not a curated record.